Molecule: messenger RNA, 1127 nt
Organism: Fundulus heteroclitus (mummichog)
Lineage: Eukaryota; Metazoa; Chordata; Actinopteri; Cyprinodontiformes; Fundulidae
Gene: commd5
Product: COMM domain containing 5
Exons: 7
Coding region: 117-752 (211 amino acids)
Cellular component (GO): nucleus
Source: RefSeq, a predicted model, not a curated record
AGCCGGAAGCUAACGCGUAAACAGAAUAUAGCAGCAAAGAGACAACAAAUACUGCUUUUCCGCGCUUCCAUUCGCUUUUAUUCUGCGCGUUUCCUCGACCAAGGACACCUUCGGCCAUGUCCGCAAGCAGCAUGAAAGACUCCAGCUUCCUGGGAGGCAGAAUACUACCGGAAAUAGAGUCAAUGUCGAAAAACCUGAAGGAUGUGGAUCAAGAAUUGUUUAGAAAGCUACUCAAAGUCGUGGUCAGUGCCCUGGAGGGAAAAGACUGCCGAGAAGUCAUGAAGUCAAUCGCCGAAAGCAGUGUCAUCCCGCAAGAGAGGCUCAGUCACAUCAUUGCAGGGAUGCACAGAGUGCUCUCCGAGGCCAUCCGCGUCCCAACAUCCUUACUUAAACAGGAGGCGUUUAAGGAAGAUCUGAGAGAGCUAAGGAUACCAGAAGACUUUGUCACAGAUUUCUCCAGUGUGGUUUUUGGAAACCGACGUGCAGCUCUGGAAGCGGCCACCUCUCAGAAUGAUCCCCACCUCCCCACGCUGGAGGAAUUCAAAUGGAGAGUGGAUGUUUCCAUUUCUACAAGCUCACUGGCCAAAGCCCUGCAGCCGUCCGUUCUUAUGCAGCUGAAGCUGUCAGAUGGGAGCUUUCAACGCUUUGAGGUGCCCGUGUCGAAAUUCCAGGAUCUGCGUUACAACGUCGCUUUGAUUCUUAAAGAAAUGAACGAUUUGGAGAAAAGGAGCAUCCUCAAGAUCCAGGACUGAUAAACGAUCCACCGUUGUUCUCAGAGACUCUGAAGGAGCGCUGGGUGUCUGUAUGUUAUGAAAAGCAAAAAGCUCCCUGUGUUCAGUUUGGGCUCCGAUUGUGUUGGCGUCUGACAUGCAAGUAGCGACCAACACUUAAAAAGAAAUUGGACAUUUUCCUUUGCUCCACACAAUAACUACUACCAUAUGUGAACACUGUUGGUUCUUAGAGAUUUGUGCCAAAGCCAAAUCAAGACUCACCAUGUUGUUGAGUAAUACUGGGUGAUAUGAGCCUGAGACUGAACAUUUUUACCUGAUUGUAUAGUGUAAUAAUUGAACUGAAAAUUGUGUUGUUGUUUUUUUCUGUUGACUAAUACAUAAAAUUGAAAUCAUACA